Camellia sinensis is the source of this 957-nucleotide messenger RNA. RefSeq lists its product as uncharacterized. NCBI's taxonomy places the organism in Eukaryota, Viridiplantae, Streptophyta, Magnoliopsida, Ericales, Theaceae. The record is from RefSeq and is a predicted model, not a curated record.
AUGGCUGGCUACAGGCGGAACGACGCACUUAUGUGCCUUAUUUUCUCGUCAAGUUUGGGUGAGUUGGGCCUGAAAUGGUUUGAGAGGCUGCCGGAGGAAAAUAUCGAAAGGUGGCAGCAAUUGACGGAGGUGUUUUUGACUAGAUUCAAAACAAACACCAAAACGCCCAAAGAAGUUGACCAUCUCCUGAGUGUCAAGAUAGAACUGGGCAACUCACUCAAGGCAUACAACGCCAAGUAUUGGGAAACUUUCAACGAAAUCCUUGACUGCCCGACCAACUCGGCGAUCAUCCAAUACAAGUGCGGUCUUCCAGUUGGACAUAGACUUCAAGACUCGCUCACCAUGAACCAACCAACGACCAUGGAAUUAUUGAUGCAGUGCAUCAAUGAACACAUCCGAGUUGAGGAUAAUGCUAUUGUGGCUACCGCAAAGGUGAAUCUGGUGGCAGUAGACAAAAGAGUGGCUGGAAAGGUCCACACAGUCGGACAAGAGGCAAGUCAUCCGAACAACUGCAAUAGAGAUUCAAAUCGCGGUGUAAACCGCAACAACCGGGGUAAGGGUCGUAAGAAUGAUCGAGCUAACUACCCCCGUGAUGCAGCGGGCAUCACCACGGCUUUCAAGAUCCCAAUUUACUAUAUCCUUAGCGAAAUCCGCGACGAAGCAUACAUUCGGUUUCCAGCUAAGUUGGGUGAUCUGCAGAGAGGCUUCAAUUCGAGAUACUGCUACACCUACAAUGAUGAGUGUGGCCACCGCAUAGAAGAUUGCGUCCCUUUAAAGCAGCAUAUAGAGGAGUUGGUGGUUGCUGGCCAUCUUGAUCGCUAUAUUGAUGGCGGCGUCAUGGCCGUACCUCAUGCUCAAACCGAGCCAAACGGUUUGGCCGCCCUAGAAGUGCCCCCCCAAUGCGUGAUCAAUGUGAUCCAUGGAAUCGUUGAGCCAUCGCGGGUAUACGAACUUUGA